Molecule: messenger RNA, 1392 nt
Organism: Mauremys reevesii (Reeves's turtle)
Lineage: Eukaryota; Metazoa; Chordata; Testudines; Geoemydidae
Gene: DNAJC4
Product: DnaJ heat shock protein family (Hsp40) member C4
Exons: 9
Coding region: 513-1265 (250 amino acids)
Source: RefSeq, a predicted model, not a curated record
CCGUCCCGCCGAGGCCCAGUGUCCCGGCCUAGUGCCGGGCUGCGGCGCGGAGCUGCCCCCGGCUCUGCCGCCCCGCCUCCGCUGCGGCGCCCAAUAGCUGGGGCUGGGGGCGGGGCCCGGCCGUCGCCCCUCCCCGCUCCCCGACGGGCGGGGCCGGGCCGCUGCCGCUGCUGCGGGCGGAGGCCGGACAAUGGCGGCUGGGGCCCAGAUCCAGACAAGGCCUUGGUGUGAGGAAUUCCAUGAGAGCAAUGUGAUCUAGUGGCCAGAGCACUGGACUGGGGCUUGGGGUACCAGCGUUCUGUUCCCAGCUCUGCCACUGGCCUGCUGGGUCACCUUGGGGAGGAUGGUUAACCCUUGGAACAAACUCCCAAGAAAAGUAGUGGAUUCUCCAUUUGAACUCCAGAUUCGAUGUCUUUCUGGAAGAUGCUUUAGUCAAACACAAGUGAUUGGACUCAAUACAAAAGGAUCUGAAUCACCUCCAGCUCUCUGCAUGCUGUUCCCUGGCUCUGAAAAUGCCUCUGUCCAUCCCCCACUUAGUCUGCCAGUGCUGCUUUUGGUGCAGAAGUGCCACACGACGGGCAUUUUCUACCACACUCUCAAACUGGUCUGUCCGCAGCAAUUACUAUGACCUGCUGGGAGUCAAACAAGACGCCACCAUGGAAGAGAUCAAGCAAGCCUUCUUCGCCAAGUCAAAGAAGCUGCACCCCGACAGCAACCCCAACAACCCUGACCUGCACAGCCAGUUCAUCCAGCUGAACCAGGCCUACCAGGUGCUGAGCAAGGAGGGCAGUAGGAGGCUCUAUGACAGCCAGCGGGCCUGGCAUGCAGCCUGGCCCACCACAGGCAGCAGCCCCAAGCACAGCCCCUUUGACUUCACAGACCAGAGACCCAGGCCUAGUACCAGCAGCCGAGGGCCUGACGAGAACAUUCGCUAUUGGGAGCAGUUCCAUACCCACCGCGCCGAGACCUUCUCAGGCACCCAGGCCAAGCAGAGGCAACGCCGUAACCAGCAGUUCUUCGGCUACUGCCUCCUCCUCAUGCUGGCCAGCAUGGCCACCCACUACAUGGCCUACAGGAAGCUGGAGGAGGUGCACAACAGCUUCAUGGACGAGAAGGACAAGCUCAUAACCAGCAUCUACAAUGAAUCCAAGGAGCGGGCCAGGGUCAAUGGCUUCCAGAAGCAGCAGGAGCUCCUGCGCCAGAAACACGCUGAGUUCACACAGCGCUACCGCAUCCGGCCCAGUGGGGACAGUGCCCAGAAGUGACAGGCACUCUGGACACUAUAUGGGGGGGACUGGGUGUCACAGAUGCUGUAUGGGGAACACCUCACACACACACUUGUGCCCUCCCUUCAAUAAAUCACUGCCCAUGGCCCCAGUGCCAUUAGCCUUC